Synchiropus splendidus (mandarinfish) is the source of this 1011-nucleotide messenger RNA. Its product is annotated as myosin light chain 4-like. The transcript has a single exon. The record is from RefSeq and is a predicted model, not a curated record. Gene Ontology annotation, cellular component: myosin II complex. The coding region runs from base 89 to 697 and encodes 202 amino acids. Gene Ontology annotation, molecular function: calcium ion binding. NCBI's taxonomy places the organism in Eukaryota, Metazoa, Chordata, Actinopteri, Syngnathiformes, Callionymidae.
CUCGCUGUGUGCUGGAGUCCUUCUCAAUCCACUCAGACUUCAUUUCAUUCUCAGCAAGUGCCCGCUCACAUUUGUGUUGCUCGGCAGCAUGGCACCAAAGAAGAUUGAACCCAAGAAACCUGAACCGAAAAAACCAGAGCCCAAGAAGGAUGCUGCUCCAGCUGCGAAGCCGGUAACAAUUCCAGAGCCACAGCCAGAGGCCCCCAAGGAGCCCGAUUUUGACCCCAAGAGCAUCACUCUCGAAUACACCUCUGACCAAAUCGAAGAGUUCAAAGAGGCCUUCACCUUGUUUGACCGCACGCCGACUGGAGAAAUGAAGAUCACCUUCGGCCAAUGUGGGGAUGUCAUGCGAGCUCUCGGCCAAAACCCCACCAACGCCGAUGUCCUCAAAGUACUUGGAAAGCCACGGCCAGAGGACAUGAGCACCAAAAUGGUCGACUUUGAAACCUUCUUGCCGAUGCUGCAGCACAUUUCCCGUGCAAAAGAUCAAGGGAAUUUUGAGGAUUUUGUGGAAGGUCUCAGAGUUUUCGACAAGGAAGGCAACGGCACUAUCAUGGGUGCGGAGCUGCGUCACGUCCUGGCAACGCUUGGGGAGAGGAUGACCGAGGAUGAGGUGGACAGACUGAUGGCUGGGCAAGAGGAUGCAAAUGGCUGCAUCAACUAUGCUUCAUUCGUAAGGCAUAUUCUCUCUGGGUAAACAGAACAUUUACUCACAAGGACUUAUAUUUCCUCCACAUCUUGGCUUGAGCCUUUGAGCGAGCGGCAUACCAUUCAAGAUAAUGUAUUCAAAGCAAAUGCAAACACCAAACUGUGAGAGAAGAGUACUGCACUAAUAUGGAAAUCCACAAAUAAAUGAAAGUAUAACUGAACUGCCUGCUCUCUGAUGUCAUUUCAGUUGUGACAGCUUGGAUCAUUAAACUGAAAAAAAUGAGGGUCUGAUUUAUCUGUUCAUCACGGGUGAUGUGAAAAUUAUUCAGAUUUCGAUCAGAAGGAAAUUGAUUUUGUCCAGUA